This is a messenger RNA of Cyprinodon variegatus (sheepshead minnow), 3352 nucleotides long. Its product is annotated as potassium voltage-gated channel subfamily H member 5-like. NCBI's taxonomy places the organism in Eukaryota, Metazoa, Chordata, Actinopteri, Cyprinodontiformes, Cyprinodontidae. Gene Ontology annotation, molecular function: voltage-gated potassium channel activity. The record is from RefSeq and is a predicted model, not a curated record. Gene Ontology annotation, biological process: potassium ion transmembrane transport; regulation of membrane potential. Gene Ontology annotation, cellular component: membrane. The transcript has 12 exons. Bases 49 to 3237 code for a protein of 1062 amino acids.
CUCCUCUAUCUGUGCGCAUCAGCCAGUCUCUGGCCGGAUCCCUCCACCAUGCAUGGAGGGAAGAGGGGGCUGGUCGCUCCGCAGAACACCUUCCUGGAAAACAUCGUCCGGCGUUCCAGCGAAACCAGUUUUCUGUUGGGGAACGCACAGAUCCUUGACUGGCCGGUUGUAUACAGCAACGAUGGAUUCUGCAAGCUGUCCGGCUACCACAGAGCGGAGGUCAUGCACAAGAGCAGCACAUGCAAUUUCAUGUAUGGUGACCUGACCGACAAAAAGACUAUAGACAAAAUCAGACAAACCUUUGACAACCUUGAGUCUAAUUUUCAUGAGGUGCUUCUAUAUGCAAAGAACAGAACACCAAUAUGGCUUUACAUGCAGAUCGCCCCGAUCAGGAAUGAAAACGACAAAGUGGUGCUUUUCCUCUGCACCUUCAGAGACAUUACACUUUUUAAACAGCCCAUAGAAGAUGAUUCAGCCAGAGGCUGGGCGAAAUUUGCCAGGCUCACAAGGGCACUGACCAACAAUCGUAACCUGGUGCAGCAGUUAGCUCCUCUGAACAAUCCUGAGGUCAACCACAAGCCUUCCCGACUGGCUGAGGCUCUCCAGCUGGGAUCGGACAUCCUCCCUACAUAUAAGCAAGAGGCUCCUAAGACCCCUCCACACAUCAUCCUCCACUACUGCACCUUCAAGACCACAUGGGACUGGGUCAUCCUCAUCCUCACUUUCUACACUGCUAUCAUGGUUCCCUACAAUGUUUCCUUCAGAACCAAGCACAACAACCUGGCCUGGCUGGUGGUGGACAGUGUGGUCGACGUCAUCUUCCUUGUUGACAUUGUCCUAAACUUUCACACAACCUUCGUGGGGCCGGCUGGAGAGAUCAUCUCAGACGCAAAGCUGAUUCGGAUGAAUUACCUGAAGACGUGGUUCGUCAUUGAUCUGUUGUCCUGCCUGCCCUACGACAUCAUCAAUGCCUUCGAAAAUGUGGAUGAGGACGUCACCCCACCUGCCUACCCAGCAAGUCAUCUCCGUGACUUUUCAAAUUUCCACAGAAAUUUCACACGGACAGAAGACUCCGUACUUCCAGGUCUCAGCAGCCUGUUCAGCUCCCUGAAGGUGAUCCGCCUGCUGCGCCUUGGUCGGGUCGCCAGGAAGCUUGACCACUACUUGGAGUACGGAGCAGCCGUCCUGGUCCUCCUGGUGUGUGUCUUUGGUCUGGUGGCCCACUGGCUCGCCUGCAUCUGGUACAGCAUUGGGGAUUAUGAGGUCAUUGACGAGACCACCAACAGCAUCAAGACAGACAGUUGGCUCUACCAGCUCGCCCUCAGCAUCGGAAAGCCGUACCGGUAUAACGCCAGUGGGACAGGCCGGUGGGAAGGCGGCCCUAGCAAAGACACCCUGUAUGUUUCUUCUCUCUAUUUCACCAUGACGAGUCUCACCACCAUUGGAUUUGGCAACAUUGCUCCAACAACAGACGGAGAGAAGAUUUUCUCUGUCGCUAUGAUGAUGGUGGGCUCGCUGCUGUAUGCCACCAUCUUUGGAAACGUCACCACCAUCUUCCAGCAGAUGUACACCAACACAAACCGAUACCACGAGAUGCUCAACAACGUGCGCGACUUCCUCAAGCUGUAUCAGGUUCCCAAAGGUCUGAGCGAGCGGGUCAUGGACUUCAUCGUCUCCACUUGGGCCAUGUCUAGAGGAAUCGACACAGACAAGGUUCUCUCCAUCUGUCCCAAGGACAUGCGUGCAGACAUCUGCGUGCACCUCAACAGGCAGGUGUUCAACGACCAUCCAGCGUUUCGUCUGGCGAGCGACGGCUGUUUACGCUCCCUAGCUGUGGAGUUCCAGACCACGCACUGCGCGCCUGGAGACCUCAUCUUCCACAUUGGGGAAAGCGUAGAUACCCUCUGCUUUGUUGUGUCCGGCUCACUCGAAGUCAUCCAAGAUGAUGAGGUCAUCGCAAUACUCGGUAAAGGGGAUGUAUUCGGAGAUGUCUUCUGGAAGGAGACCACGCUUGCUCGAGCCUGUGCAAACGUGCGAGCGCUGACCUACUGUGACCUGCACGUCAUCAGGAGAGAAGCUCUGAUGAGGGUGCUGGAGUUCUACACUGCAUUCGCCAACUCCUUCUCGCGUAACCUCAUCCUGACCUGUAAUCUACGGAAACGGGUAAUCUUCAGAAAGAUUGCUGAUGUGAAGAGAGAGCAGGAGCGGCAGAGGAGUGAGGUUUCUCUCUCCAUUCCUGAUGAUCACCCUGUUCGCAAGUUGUUCCAGAGGUUCAGGCAGCAGCGAGACUCUCAAACCCCAAAUGAAACGCAAACUUACUCAGAACAAAACUGUGUCCAGAUGGAGCCACGGCAUAGCCACCAAGCUGACUCCACCUCCUUCAAUCAGGAGAAGAAAGUCAGCACCAAUUCCUGCAUGGAAGCGGGAAAUAAAAGCAGAAGAAGCAGCAUUGCUGCUUCUCUGCAAGAGUGCAAUGACUCUGGAAAGUCAGAGCAGGGAUGUACCCAAGUAACCGUGGAGUUGAUGCCGAGUCAGAGGAGCUUAAAAGCUACUGAGAGUAGUGGUACAGUUGCUGGUGGAGGCAGCAGAGGUGGGCGAGGGUGGGCGAGGUUUAAAAGCACUGUAUCUUCCGAACCAGUGCUUCCUGUUGUUCAGAAGGAAAAUGAAAUAGAGAAAGCAGAGCGGCCGACAGCACCACAGGCCUCAGGAGAGCAGGCAGCAUCCAAAAAGAACCUGGAAUCAGAGGACAGUGGGCAGCCGGUGAGCACAGAGGGGGGCAAUGCAGCAGCAGAGGAAGUAAGCAUCCUGCACAAAACCGACUCCUGCGACAGUGGCAUCACAAAAAGUGACCUGCGCAUCGACCGAGCCGGAGACUCCAGGAGCUCCUUUGAGCGAAGCCCCAUGGAAAAGAGCCCUCUGGACAGGAGUCCGUUCGAGCACGGCCUGGGGGUUUACACAGAGGUAUCCCUGAGGCACUCCUUCCUCCAGCCGGUGACUGAACAAUCCCUGCUCCAGACAGCGCUGCACGACGCCAAACUGGAGCUCAAAGGGGACAUCAGGAAACUGAGUAGCCGGCUCUCACUCCUAGAAUCACAGGUUAGUGAAGUCCUCAGAUUAUUGUCAUCUAAAAGGAGACUUUCGCUGCCUCCAGCUUCUUCAAAGGCGAGGAUAAAAAGUCAUGACAUGGUCAUGGCUUCAAGAGUCGUAGCACCCAAAGCAGAAGAGGAAUUUUUGUGACCUCAUUCAAAACUGUAUAUUUAGAACCACAAUCUGCAUGUCCUGCUGGACUAGAAGACUUUUGAUCACUAAAAACUUGACUGCAUGUUUAUACUACUUCAUGUAACCUAUGCAU